ACAAGUUAUCUGCGCAGUUACCCAUUAUGUUUAUUGCUGGUCAUAUCGAGUUAAUGUCGCGAUUGCGUGAACAAAUUUGGGGGUGUGUAAAAGAAAGCAAACUAAGCAUUGAUUGAUAAUUUUAAUUUAGCCUUUAGUCGCCACUCAGCUUUCAAUUGCUUUUGAUGAUCAUUUUGCCCCCGGUUUCGUCAUACGUGUUAAAUGUUGUCAGAACCAGAUGGAAUUGUCAGGAAAGUGGCGUCAUGACUCAAGUACGGAAAUUUAUUGUACGGCGCGGGAAUGUCUGUUACGUGUCCAGCGUGUUCCUUGUAACGGCGAUAUAAUUCACAUUCUUAUAAUCCAACUUGGUGCGCGCGAUGUAGUCACCCGCUGUUUGUUUGUCAACGGCUUCGUGAAUACGGUAAUCUGGGCGCGGUGACCUUCAAACACAUAAUAUCAUAUAUCGCUGCCGUUGGCUUAUUGUUGUUAAAUCAAAACAUUUUUGAAACUUUUGUACGAGGAUUUGUCCUUGAAUUUCUCGCUACCGAUGCCAACACCAGCGCCGUUUUGGAUAAAUUCAAGGCCUUCUUCGCCGGGAAGAAUCUGGAUGUUGCGGGAGUAAUUCGUGGAUUAGCCCAUCGUGUUGUGCAUCGGUUGACCAAAGGUGAGCCAAAGGUCAACGGCGGUCCACUGGACGGCAAUAGCAUGUCAUCGCAUCUGCCCAUUAUGGAUACAACCGAGUUUCGCCAGCGUGGCAAAGAAAUGGUGGAUUACAUUGCCGAUUACAUGGAUUCGAUCAAUGAGCGGCGGGUGACCCCGGCCAUUGAGCCGGGCUAUCUGCGCGAAUGCAUACCGGAUGAGCCGCCGCAGUAUCCCGAAGAUUGGGAAGAAAUUAUGGACGAUAUAGAACGACACAUUAUGCCAGGAGUCACACACUGGCAACACUCUCGGUUUCACGCUUACUUUCCAGCCGGUAAUUCCUAUCCAUCGAUACUGGCGGAUAUGCUUUCUGACGCAAUUGGAUGUGUUGGAUUCUCCUGGGCGGCCAGUCCGGCUUGUACCGAACUGGAAACCAUUGUGCUGGACUGGUUGGGACGAAUGAUUGGGCUGCCGCCGGAAUUCUUGCCCUUUACCGAAAACGGAAAAGGUGGUGGUGUUAUACAGGGCUCAGCAAGCGAAUGCAUUUUGGUUAGUAUGUUGGCGGCGCGACAGCACACGAUCCGGGAACUGAAGAAACAGCAUCCGUUCGUCGAAGAGGGCGUUCUGCUCUCAAAACUAAUGGCUUACUGUUCGAAAGAGGCUCACUCGUCUGUGGAAAAAGCCGCUAUGAUCGCCUUCGUAAAAAUUCGCAUCUUGGAAACGGAUGACAAGUAUGCAUUACGAGGCAACAAACUGGCCAAGGCUAUUCAGGAGGAUCGUAGCAUGGGACUUAUUCCUUUUUUCGUGUCUUCCACCCUCGGGACCACAUCCUGCUGCUCGUUCGAUCCACUGUCCGAGCUGGGCCCGGUGUGCCAAGAGGAGAACAUCUGGCUGCACGUGGACGCUGCGUAUGCCGGUAACUCCUUCAUCUGUCCACAGUUCCGCUACCUUAUGAAAGGCAUCGAGUUUGCCAGCUCGUUCAACAUGAACCCAAACAAGUGGAUGCUGGUUAACUUUGAUUGUUCCACGAUGUGGGUUCGGGAUCGUUUUAAGCUGACGGAAGCAUUGAUUGUGGAUCCGCUAUAUCUGAAGCAUAGUCAUUCCGAGCGAGCAAUAGAUUAUCGACACUGGGGAAUUCCGUUGAGUCGGCGGUUUCGCAGUUUGAAGCUAUGGUUCGUUAUACGAUCUUAUGGAAUAGAUGGGCUUAGGCGUUACAUUUUAGAGCAUUGCAGACUAGCGAAAAAAAUGGAAAACUUGAUUAAGCAGGACAGUCGGUUUGAAAUUAUGAAUAAUGUCGUUCUGGGAUUGGUCUGCUUCCGGCUGCAGGGUUCUAAUACACUGAACGAGAAAUUCCUGAGUUCCAUUAACGCGUCGGGCAAAUUGCACAUGGUGCCGGCAUCGCUGAACGACCGUUACGUUAUUCGUUUUUGUGUGUGCGCGCAGAACGCUUGCGACGAAGACAUCGUCUACGCCUGGCACAUCAUCACGCAGAUGGCCACCGACAUCCUGCAGAUCAUGGCCAAGGAGGCCACGGAGACGCAGGAAAGCGAACGGGAAGCGGAGGAGUCGGUGGAUGAGGUGUUCGUGGUGGAUCGGCGCAACCGGAUGAGUAUUUCGCAGAAACGCAGUUUCUUCGUGCGGAUGGUCUCCGAUCCGAAGUGCUACAAUCCCAAGAUUGUCCGCACUCUCAGUAUGACCAGUCGGCGCAACCUGAGCGACUCCGAUACCGGCAUCCAGACGCCCAUUUAAUCGCAUUAGGCACUCAGUGUUGUCUUAUUCUUAUUUCUUGCAUUACUUUAUCAAAUAACGGCAGGGUUAUAAUGUUAUAAUCUAAUCAUUUGCAGUUUAACUUGCUUAUUUUGCCAUGAAUGUGUACCGCAAUUUUCAUUUAUACUUGUAUGACGUAGCACGUAGUUCGUCACAUCCUCAGUCUUCCUCAGUUAUCGAUAACCAUUUACAAUAUUAUGCUCAUGCAUUCCGCUGUCGCAAUAUUAAUCUUCAUCCCACGCUUUGAUAUACUUAAUAUUAUGUCAUACAUGAUCAUCCUUGAAUCGUUUUUGCCGCAUACGUGACAUUGUUCUUCAUGACCUUUAUUUUACGGCACUGUCAAACGGAAUAAAUCUGCGCUCUUAAUUAAGCAA
Messenger RNA from Paramacrobiotus metropolitanus, 2759 nucleotides. RefSeq names its product tyrosine decarboxylase-like. Lineage: Eukaryota; Metazoa; Tardigrada; Eutardigrada; Parachela; Macrobiotidae. Bases 685 to 2367 code for a protein of 560 amino acids. The record is from RefSeq and is a predicted model, not a curated record. Gene Ontology annotation, molecular function: carboxy-lyase activity; pyridoxal phosphate binding. Gene Ontology annotation, biological process: amino acid metabolic process. The transcript is spliced from 11 exons.